UAGCAGUUGUUAACUGUAAUUUCAUUUAACACUGCUAAUUUUCAAGUCUCUCUCAACAAGUUUUCGCUAUCAAAUUCAAAAACAGUGUCAAAAUGAAAUGCAUUAUCCCAAGUUUUGUAUCUCAACUGCUGUUUACUAAGCUGAACUGACGCAUAUAUAUUUGUUUUUAACUAAUUUUUACAACCAAACUGAACUCCUGUUCUACUCAUAUUUUUAUAUACUUUUGAAAGUUGGCGGAUUCAAAAUGAGUUCUUCUAAUGCUAAUAGAGAAAAGUUGUUCGCCAAAACUGUUCCUGUGUCUAUUACUGAUGGAUCAUUUACAAAUUUGCGUUUCUCUAUGUCCGCUGCCCGGAAGUUACCAAGACUUGGCGAUUAUUCUGCUACAGAUCACAAUAUAGAAAAAUCUCCCCUUAAUCAAAAUUAGUUCAUAUUUGUUCAAUUUUCCCCUAUCAAAGGAUUGCCUAAAUUUUGCUGCUGUUAAAUCCCAAAGUUCGUAUUGCUUGGCAUUUUGAGAUAAUUCAUUGUUUUUAUCUAUUGAAUGGCAACAAACUGCAACCAUGAAAAAGGAACUUUUCAUCACUUUAACAGAUAACUCGGACCCUUUCUUUUUAUAUGAUCUUCAAUUGUCUGAUGAUGAUUUCCAAAGAUUGAAAAGCAGUCAAAAUCUGCUGAUGGACUUUUCUGCUUUUCCUCAAACAGUUAUACAUUUUCUUGAGCUUUGUCUGAAUGAAGCAAAAGAAUCUCAACCAAACUAUCUAUUACACCUAAUCAAAGGAGAAAGAGUUGGAAAUAUUCCUCCAAGUGCUCAGCUAGAUAUUGAACAAUCAUCUGUUUUUAGACAAGUAUCACUUUUAUCACUUAAGUUUUUCGCUGCAACAGAUUCAACUAUCACACAACAUGUGACUAUUGGCUUCAGAAACUUGAAGGAAGAAAAUCAGAGAUUACAGAACCAAUUGUGCCACCUUGAAAAUAAUUUUAGGGCAAAAGUAUCAGAUCUAGAAUCAGCAUUAGAAAAGAAGUCACAAGAACUUGAAAAUGUUAAAAGAGAACUAAAUGCUGAAAUAGACAAAAGAGAGAGUUGGCAUUCUCAAAUGCUGAGGGAGGAAAGAGAGAAACUUUUAAAUAAACAAAGAGAAGGUGAGAAUAGACUUGAAAGUGAAAGAAUUGACAGAGAAACGAAACUGAAAAGGGACAUAGAACACUUGGAAGCUAGAGUGUCAUGUUUAGAGAGAUUAAAUAAAGAAUUAGAAAAUAAGAAAACAGAAUUAGAACGCCAGUUGAGUGCUCUGCGUAGUCAUAAUCUGUCUGUUGAAACUGAUUUGAGAUUAAAAAGUGAGGCACUGACCAAUGCAGAAAGGAAGAAUUCUGAACUCAUUGCUGAUUUCAAGGAAUCGAGUGGGCGCAUAAAUCACUUGAUGGGCAAUAUCAAAGAUCUAAAUGAAACUUUAAAGCGCAAAGAGAAACAAAUAGAUGGCUUACAAAGAGAUCUAGAUAAUUCUAAGAAGGAAAAGAAAAAAAUAGCAAGUGGCUUAAGUGCUGCAGAAGAGCAGUUGGAUAAAGAAAAGAAAGCAAGAAAAGAAGUGGAACAUGAGCAUCUCAAAGCAAUUCAGAUUAUUGCAAAGUAUCAAGACACGGUAUGUGAGGAGACUGAUAAGAACAAAGCAUUAAUCAAAAAAACAACCAAGCUUGAAGGAACUUCUAAUAAGCAAGAGCAAGAAAUUCAGUAUCUUGAAAACGAACUUAAAAGAGAAAGUAACACAAAUCAGAGACUAGCUAUAGAAAUAGAGCAGAUUAGAGUGUAUCAAGAAACUAUAGGUAAACUUGAAGGAGAAAAUCGAAAACUUAACUUGUAUAAUAGUGAAAUUACCAAGCUGUUACACGAGAAUAAUCUAAUUCUUGAAUAUAGGCCUCCUCCAUGCUUUGCAGAAAACUUUCCUAUUUGUGAAGUAGUUAAAUUUUUCUUUACAUUCUCUUAUAUCUGUAUGUAUCUGUAAACU
Molecule: messenger RNA, 1997 nt
Organism: Parasteatoda tepidariorum (common house spider)
Lineage: Eukaryota; Metazoa; Arthropoda; Arachnida; Araneae; Theridiidae
Source: RefSeq, a predicted model, not a curated record